AUGGUUCAAAUAACUGAAAUAAUAGAGCCUGACGGCUUACUCCGUAACGAUAUACAAAAUCUAGUCAAGCAGACCACGCUACAAUGGAUAUUUGUUGGAGGCAAAGGAGGUGUCGGCAAGACGACGAUUUCAUCCUCAAUUGCCACUGCAUUAGCCGAAACUAGGGAAUCAGUGUUACUUCUCUCAACAGACCCUGCCCACAGCCUUAGCGACGCAUUCGGACAAAAAUUUUCCCACGAGCCUAGACUUGUCAACGGAUUUAACAAUCUCUAUGCAAUGGAGCUGAAUACAUCGCAAAUAGUAGAAGGACUCGACGGGCUCAGGGAGACUCAUUCGUUUCUACAAAAUAUACCGGACAUACUCAUGAUGUUGCCGGGACUCGAUGAAGCUUUGUCGUUUGUCGAACUUAUGCAGUCAGUGCAGAGUAGGCGAUUCUCCGUCACUGUUUUCGACACUGCACCCACCGGGCACACUCUCAAAUUCCUAAAACUACCAGAGGUCCUAGAUAAGAUCGUAGACACGCUGCUGAAGUUAGAGGCCACCAUGGGUAGCCUCCUUCAGCUACUUUCGUCCAUGACAAAGGCGCAAAUGUCACAGACAGAGCUAUUUGACAAAAUCAAACUUCUAGGGAAAAUGAUUAAUACGACUCACGAGCAGAUGAAGGACCCAAAUCUAACAACAUUCGUAUGCGUAUGUAUUCCUGAGUUUCUCAGCGUUUAUGAGACGGAACGGCUGAUACAGGAUCUCGCCAGGAGCGAAAUCGACUGCUCUUACAUUAUUGUCAACCAGGUUCUCAAACAUAUAGAGAUAGGAAGUCUCAUUGAUGAUGCAUGGAAUGGACUUACCGAUGAACAGCGAGAAAUCAUGACGCCGUUCUUUGAAAAGGUCAGAGAACAUCACUCCAUACACAACAGCAGGGUUGGAGUGCAGCGCAAGUAUCUCCAGGAUAUCAAGGAUCUUUACCAGGAGGACUUCAACAUCGUAGCUAUACAUCAAAACAAACAAGAAGUCAGAGGAAAGGAAGCACUUAUGGCUUUCGCCAAGUCUCUUAUGCAGCACAACCCACUCCCUUUUUAG
Molecule: messenger RNA, 1077 nt
Organism: Babesia sp. Xinjiang
Lineage: Eukaryota; Apicomplexa; Aconoidasida; Piroplasmida; Babesiidae
Product: ATPase ASNA1 -like protein
Exons: 5
Coding region: 1-1077 (358 amino acids)
Biological process (GO): post-translational protein targeting to endoplasmic reticulum membrane
Cellular component (GO): GET complex
Molecular function (GO): ATP binding; ATP hydrolysis activity
Source: RefSeq, a predicted model, not a curated record